Molecule: messenger RNA, 3801 nt
Organism: Cololabis saira (Pacific saury)
Lineage: Eukaryota; Metazoa; Chordata; Actinopteri; Beloniformes; Belonidae
Product: lactadherin-like
Molecular function (GO): calcium ion binding
Source: RefSeq, a predicted model, not a curated record
GCGGCUGCAGCAGCUGAUCCGGACCGACACGACCAUGGAGACGCUCUGGUUCCCGAACCUGUGGUUCUCGAAGCUGUGGCUCCUCUGGCUCCUCUGGUUCCCGCUCCUCAGCGCGUCCCUGGCGGCGGGAGGAGGUGACCCCUGCCAGGUGAACCUUUGCGGUAACGGCGGCACCUGCGUGGCGGGAACCGGCGCCCCGUUCAUCUGCAUCUGCCCCGACGGCUUUUCUGGAGAGACCUGCAACGAGACCGAGACAGGGCCCUGCCAUCCCAACCCCUGCAGGAACGACGGCGUGUGCCAGGUGACGACCGCCUCCCGCCGCGGCGACGUCUUCAGCGAGUACGUCUGCAGGUGUCCGGAGGGAUUCGAGGGAGUCCACUGCCAGACCAGCGUCCCGGCAGACCUGAGUUCUGACAAAGACGUCAACGACUGCGCCGGCCGGCCGUGUCAGAACGGGGGGACCUGCCGGGACCUGGACGGAGACUUCAAGUGCCACUGCCCGUCCCCGUACGUGGGGAAGCACUGCCAGCAGCGCUGCAUCUCUCUGCUGGGCCUGGAGGGCGGCGGCAUCGGCGAGUCCCAGAUCUCGGCGUCGUCGGUGCGCUACAGCCUGCUGGGUCUGCAGCGCUGGGGGCCCGAGCUGGCCCGCCUGCACCACAAGGGCCUGGUCAACGCCUGGAGCCCGGCCCCCCACGACCGGAACCCCUGGAUCCAGGUGAACCUGCGCAGGACGAUGCGAGUCACCGGGCUAGUGACGCAGGGCGCUAGCCGCCUGGGCUCGCCCGAGUUCAUCAAGGUGUUCAAGGUGGCGUCCAGUCUGGACGGGAAAACCUUCACCAUGUUCCGGACGGAGGGCCAGAGGAAGGACCAGGUGUUCACGGGGAACCUGGACAACGACGGCACCAGGACCAACCUGCUGGACCCGCCCAUCAUCGCCCAGUACCUGCGCAUCGUCCCGCUCGUCUGCCGGAAGGCCUGCACGCUGAGGAUGGAGCGUGGCUGCGAGCUGAGCGGCUGCUCGGAGCCCUUGGGCCUGAAGUCCCGGCUGGUGUCGGACCGGCAGCUCUCGGCCUCCAGCUCCUUCAGGACGUGGGGCCUGCAGGCGUUCAGCUGGCUGCCCCAGUACGCCCGUCUGGACAAGGGGGGCAAGACCAACGCCUGGGUCGCCGGGGGCAACGACCGCUCCCAGUGGCUGCAGGUGGACCUGCUGUCCCCUAAAAGGGUCACCGGCGUCAUCACUCAGGGGGCCAAGGACUUCGGCUCCGUCCAGUUCGUCUCGUCCUUCAAAGUGUCUCACAGCGACGACGGGCGGACCUGGACCACGGUGCAGGACCGGGACACGGGGGAGGACCAGGUCUUCCCCGGGAACCGGGACAACAACGUCCACCAGCAGAACGUCUUCCAGCCUCCGUUCUUCAGCCGCUACGUUCGUAUCCUGCCGUGGGAGUGGCACGGCCGCAUCACGCUGCGUCUGGAGCUGCUGGGCUGCGACCAGUAGGGCCCCCGGGGGCCCCCGGGGACCCCCCAGACCCCCCCAGACCCCCCAGACCCCCCCCCCCAGAACCCGGAGCCAGUCCUGCACCCCCCCCUCCCACCACCGGGGGGCAGCACACCAGAGGAAGCUGCUCCGUCUGUUGCCCCUGACAACCGUAACCAGGACACCGGAGAUGGUGGUUCCCAGAACCGGAUCUGAUCCAGAACCAGAUCUGAUCCAGAACCGGAUCUGGUCCAGAACCAGAUCUGGUCCAGAACCAGAUCUGGUCCAGAACCAGAUCUGAUCCAGAACCAGAUCUGAUCCAGAACCAGAUCUGAUCCAGAACCGGACCUGAUCCAGAACCAGAUCUGGUCCUGGAUCAGGUCUACGUGGAAACCUGAAACUCCCAGACCCCGACUUGUGAUGUGGAUACGUGAAACACAUCCUUCACAUGAACACACACACACACACACACACACACACACACACACACACACACACACACACACACACACACACACACACACACACACACACACACACACACACACACAAACACACACUCACAUGAACACAUGUGGUGCAAAAGUUGUUGUUUAAAAAUGAAUGUCAGGAACCUCAGUCUUUCUGAUGCUUUAAUGAAAAGAAGGAAAUGUACAUUCAUGAACGGAGCCACUCUGGUUUAUCUUAUAGUUGAGAAGCUGGAAACUAGACAAAAUAUCGCCCUGGCAACCGUGCCAGGCUCUGUGUCAAAGGAACACGACCUCGGCAUCAGAAUGUUCACCUGAAAACAGGAAACAGACAGUUGUACCAACAUUUCCCAUUACAUUCCAGCCUUUUUAGCAUUUUAUGCUAAACCACAAAAAAAUAGGGCAUUUUGCACUGACAUACCCCGUGACCUUUAUGCUCUGUCCCGCACCAGCCAAACGCUAGCACAAACGCUAGCACAAACGCUAGCACAAACGCUAGCACAAACGCUAGCACAAACGCUAGCACAAACGCACACCCUGUCUCCAACGUGGGAGUUAAAGAAACCCCGACAGAGGAUCAUGGGUCUCGGGUACAGAAGAGCCAAAACCCCUCCCUCCACUAGACAAAGGGAGGGUCAAAGACUCAAUCUGUCUAGCUCAGGGGUCGGCAACUCGCCGCUCUUUAGCGCCGCCCUAGUGGCUCCUGGAGAAUUUUUCAAAAAUGUUUGACCUUUUUUCUUCCUUUUUUUCUUCUUUUUUAAAUUUUUUUUCCCUUUCUUCUUUUUUUCUUUUUCUUUUUUUUCUCUUUUUUCUCAGUUUUUUUUUUCAUUUUUUCCUCUUUUUUUCUUCCUUCUUCCUUUCCUCUUUAAUCUCGACAUUUCGACUUUUUUCUCAAGAUUGUACUUCAACAUUAAUCUCAACAUUUAGACUUUUCUCUUGAAAUUUCGACUUUUUGCUCAACAUUUCGACUUUUUGCUCAACAUUUCGACUUUUUUCUCAACAUUUUGAUUUCGCCUUUCGCCAUUUUCCUUCAUUCUAAGGCUUAUACAUACAAGAUUUUUCAUUUUUUGCGGCUCCAGACAUAUUAGUUUUUUGUGUUUUUGGUCCAACACGGCUCCAAAACAUUUUGGGUUUCCGACCCCUGGUCUAGCUACUCUAUCAUAGAUAAGGAGGAAAAACCCCCGAAGGAGAAAAGACCCAUUAUGGAAUAUAAACUAAUCUACUUCAAACAAUAAACAAUACCAAAACAAAUCACCAAAUCACAUUCAGUCAGUCCAUGCAGGGAAAAGGAGGAGAAAAAAAAUCAAAAGAAGACCCUCUUACCCCUCCGGGUACCAACACUUCCCAUCACACACACACACACACACACACACACACACACACACACACACACACACACACACACGCGUAUACACACACACACCUGAACCUUUGAUCUUUGGUAGUUUGGAGCUGCGGGCUGGUUGUUGUUUGCAGCGGUGUGUAGUUGUGUGUAGUUGGUGUGCAGCCGUAACCAAAACUCUGAAUCUGUCGCCGUGGCAACAGCCUGUCCUCAGCGGCGUUACUAAGCCCCGCCCCCUCUCAGGUGUUUACUAGGCCCCGCCCCCUCUCCGGUGUUUACUAGGCCCCGCCCCCUCUCAGGUGUUUACUAGGCCCCGCCCCCUCUCAGGUGUUUACUAGGCCCCGCCCCCUCUCCGGUGUUUACUAGGCCCCGCCCCCUCUCCGGUGUUUACUAGGCCCCGCCCCCUCAGGUGUUUACUAAGCCCCGCCCCCUCUCAGGUGAUUAUUAGGCCCCGCCCCCUCUCAGGUGUUUAUUAGGCCCCGCCCCCUCUCAGGUGUUUACUAGGCCCCGCCCCC